Molecule: messenger RNA, 1321 nt
Organism: Cantharellus anzutake
Lineage: Eukaryota; Fungi; Basidiomycota; Agaricomycetes; Cantharellales; Hydnaceae
Exons: 3
Coding region: 150-1256 (368 amino acids)
Source: RefSeq, a predicted model, not a curated record
UGCAAGAGUGAGCUGAAUUUGAAAUCCUUACAAAUGUUUGUUCGGACACUAGAAGCCGUGCGUUCAAUAUACUGCCUUGUCCCACUGCGGUAUAAAGCUCACAAGCUGGGUGUCCAAAUCUCCAUUGUGCCUGCAUCAUCUCCAUCACAAUGGCAGCCGCUCUCAUCAGCUUUAUCCUCACGCAAAGCAUCCGUGCCGCACCGAUCUCUCAACAUCCCCCACCCAACAGUACAGAUUUCUCCAUAAAUUACUCGGAUGCAUGUAACGAUCUGUGCCACUGUCGGACUAUGUGGAGCAUGGUAUACAGCUGCCUCCUUACGAUAUUCGCUUGUGUUUGGACAGCACUCCAUCCAGAAGUGCCUGAGCAAUAUUCGGCUUGGUCGUUUGAGCGUGGUUCUCGUAACCUUGAAAUGAUUUUGACGUUGGUUUCGCCGGAGCUGGCUGUUAGGGCUGCAUGGACUGAGUUCUCCAAGGCAUGGAGAAUAUCUCAAAAGUGUGCUGGAAUUCAAGGAUGGACACUCACCCAUUCAUAUUUUGUUAUUAUGAGUGGCUUCUUCAACUCUUCCAAACAAAAACUAGUGAAGCCAGAUGGAAAUGAAGAUCCUUCUACUCUGUUCGAGAAAUAUCCCGGCAUAAUCGACAAGUCGGGAGGUCAGAGAAAGGUCGCAGUAACAAGGGAGGGGGUCCUCGACAGAAGCAAAGGCAGCUUUUUUUCAAAGUCCAUUGUCAUCCUCCAGUUACUGUGGUUCACCACUCAGUAUCAUCUUGUUUCUGCUUUGUGGUGGCACAAACCACUGGACGUCCAUUUUUCGAUCGAUGUGACGGAAGAGACUGAGCCCAAUCCCUCGAGUUCCGAAGCCGUCACUGAUCCAGUACUUCCCAAAACGGAGAACACGUCAAAUCCGAUUUCCCCUGCAGCGAAGAUCAUGGAGGCAAAUCCCAUAUGGAUAUUUUUAGUCACUGGUAUUAUUUUUGGUGGGAUUCAUUGCCUCGCACGGUCAUAUCCAUUUCCGACGUGUGUGGAGAAACUUUUGUGGCGCAUAUCUGCAAUAGUUAUUACUGUGGGCCCUGGCCCUUUGGGGUGGGCCUUAGUCAGUAGUGCAAAGAGAAGUGAGUCCCUUUUAACUCUCUUCAUGCUUUUUUAUGCUAUUGCUCGGAUUAUCCUGUUCACUCUCACAUUUACGUCUUUGCGAUCUCCACCCCCCGACCUUUACCGAACUACAUCCUGGACAUCUUUCAUCCCCCACCUAGGAUAGCAUAAUCGUAGACACAUAGUAUUGUCGCUCUGCGUAAUGAGAAACAGCAAGACUGUAGUAUUGGG